Messenger RNA from Penicillium macrosclerotiorum, 1341 nucleotides. RefSeq names its product splicing regulator NSRP1-like domain-containing protein. Gene Ontology annotation, biological process: regulation of alternative mRNA splicing, via spliceosome. Bases 1 to 1341 code for a protein of 446 amino acids. The transcript has a single exon. The record is from RefSeq and is a predicted model, not a curated record. Lineage: Eukaryota; Fungi; Ascomycota; Eurotiomycetes; Eurotiales; Aspergillaceae.
AUGACGCCCCAAUUUACCUCCGGGUUAAAUCUGCCGAACAAGAACUCGGCUCCGAAGCCGAGCAUUUCCUUCGGACAGAAGCGCAAGAAGAACAUUUUCGACGACGACUCAGGAGAUGAAGACCAACAAAAAGAUGGCGCUGUUGAAGUCUCCACAAUCGGUGGUCUUGAAGUGCCGGCUCCAAAAUCAAAAUUGAGCUCGGAAUCACCACCAAAACGAAAGAUGCAGAUGGGAUUCAGCGGCAAGCCAGGAAAACCGAAUGCGAAGCCAUUGAACAAGAAAUCUAUCUUCGCCAAUGAUGAGGAAGAAGAUGAAGAAAGGGAAAACGAGCGAUGGGGCGAAGUGCAGUUCGGAUUGAACCAAGCCCAUUCAAAGAAUCCAGCCGGGCCCGGCCAAAAAUUCACCAAUCUCUCCGCACUACACAGCAGCAAAAAACAUGCUAAAGAAGCCGAAGAGCUUGACCCGUCUAUCUACUCUUAUGAUGCGGUUUACGAUAAUCUGCAUGCAAAGCCCGACAAGGCUGCGGCAGCGAACAAGAGCGAAGGACCAAAAUACAUGACAAAUUUGCUGCGCAGCGCAGACAUCCGGAAACGCGAUCAGCUGCGGGCGCGAGACCGCCAAUUAGCCAGGGAGCGGGAAGAAGAAGGCGACGAAUUUGCCGAUAAAGAGAGCUUUGUUACAGGCGCAUACAAAGCCCAACAAGAGGAGAUGCGAAAGCUCGAGGAAGAGGAGGCACGCCGGGAGAAAGAAGAGGAGGAGCGGCGGAAACAGAAUGGCGGCGCCGGUAUGGUCGGUUUCUAUCGAGAUGUGCUGUCACGCGACGAGGCUCGUCACAACGAAGUAGUCAAGGCUGCCGAAGAGGCUGCGCGCCGAGUCAAGGCUGGCGAGGUGUCCGAGGAUACCACCCAGCCAAGCGAAGACCAGACCGACGCCCAGAAGGCAGCCGAUCUCAAUGCCCAAGGUGCUCGUAUUGUCGUCAAUGAGGAGGGCCAGGUGGUUGAUAAGCGACAACUCCUGACUGCCGGAUUGAAUGUGGCACCAAAACCGAGGACAACGCCUUCUGUCCUGCCCAAAUCGGCCGCACAGGCCUCUGCACCACGACCCAGCGGUGGUGCUGGCUACCAGACUGGUCGUGCCGCCCAGCGGGCCCGCCAGACUGAGAUGAUCGCAUCCCAGCUCGAGGCACAGGCACGCCAAGAUGCAGAGGCCGAGGCGGCCCGUCAACAAGAGAUUGCGGAGAAGAGCAAGAGCCGAAAGACCGCCACCGAUGUUUCGAGCGCUAAGGAGCGGUACUUGGCGAGAAAGCGGGAACGCGAAGAGGCGGCAGCCAAUGCAAAAUGA